Mobula hypostoma (lesser devil ray) is the source of this 2564-nucleotide messenger RNA. Its product is annotated as tomoregulin-2-like. Gene Ontology annotation, molecular function: protein binding. The transcript has 10 exons. The record is from RefSeq and is a predicted model, not a curated record. NCBI's taxonomy places the organism in Eukaryota, Metazoa, Chordata, Chondrichthyes, Myliobatiformes, Myliobatidae. The coding region runs from base 466 to 1572 and encodes 368 amino acids.
CCUUGCGCGAGAGGGCGAGCGAGCCGCCCCAGCUACACUACCGGCGGGAGAGGCAUUCAGCCCGGCCAGCGCGAGCGAGGCGCCCCAGCCCAGUGUCGGCGCGUGAGAGGGAGCUGCAGGAGCGCCCAGCCCCUCCAGCGCGAGAGGACGAGCGAGCCGCCCAGUCAGUGCGGCGCACGCGAAGAGCAGAGAGAGAGAGAGAGAGAGAGCGAGCGAGCUGCAGGAGUGCCCAGCCCGGCCGGUGCAAGAGGGCGAGCAACCCGCCCCAAGCCCACUGUCAGACAGAGGGCUGCAGGAGCCUGCGGGAGAGGUAGAGGGGCUGCAGCCGCCGGCCAGACUUGGGAGCUCACGGAGGACACAUGUGGCGGUGUUGCUGCGCGCAGGAUGCGUGAUGUGCCCUGUGUAAGAUGGUGGGGUCGGAGAACCUGGGAUUGAGCCGAGGUCCACGAUCCACCGCCUGUCGUCAUGGUGGAGUCCCACCCGCGAGGCUGGACACUUGCUCUUCCUCUGGACUUUCUGCUGGCGACGCUGACUCUCUGCACCCUACCUGUUAAUCUAUCAGCCUACCCUACCUCUCUGAGUGACUGCCAGACUCCCACCGGCUGGAACUGCUCCGGUUUCGAAGACAGAGGACACGACUUGUUUCUGUGCGACGUCAAUACCUGUCAGUUCGGCGGGGAGUGCUUGCGCAUCGGGGAGACGAUAACGUGCGAUUGCCAGUUGAAGUGCAGCACUGACUAUUUGCCAGUGUGCGGUUCCAACGGCAAUACCUACCAGAAUGAGUGCUACCUGCGGCAGGCUGCCUGCAAGCAGCAGAGCGAAAUAAAGCUGCUCGGCGAAGGAUCUUGUUCGAACGAUAUGGGAUCAGGUUCUGGAGACGGAGGGAAUGAAGGUUCUGGAGAAACUACUCUGAAGAAAACCUCUUCAUGCGAUAUCUGCCAGUUUGGAGCAGAAUGCGAUGAAGAUGCUGAAGAUGUAUGGUGUGUGUGCAACAUUGACUGUUCCCGCAUCAGUUUCAACCCUGUGUGUGCUUCUGAUGGUAAAUCCUAUGAUAACCCUUGUCAGGUUAAAGAGGCAUCCUGCCAGAAUCAAGAAUUCAUAGAAGUAUCACAUUUGGGAAGAUGUCCAGAGAAUGUGACCGUAGGUACAAAAGCAGAAGAUGGACUUUUUGCAAGAACUGAUUACACAGAAAAAAAUGCCAAUAAAUUAGAAAAACCCGCCCAAGGAUUUUUUGUCCCAUGUCCUACUCUCUUUGAGGACCAUUGUCUACAUGGAAAAUGUGAAUACUCGAUUAAUAAACAGGAACCAUCUUGCAGCUGUGAAGCCGGUUUUAAAGGGCCACGCUGUGAACAAAAGGAGUUCAAUGUUUUAUAUGUAGUUCCUGGAGCAGGGAAACUUCAGUAUGUCUUAAUAGCAUCCAUCAUUGGAGCUGUGCAGGUGGCCAUCAUUUUGAUUGUAGUUCUUUGCAUAACAAGAAAAUGUCCUAGGGGCAACAGGAUUCAGAGACAGAAGCAAAAUGCAACACAUUACAGUUCUGACAACACAACAAGAGCAUCAACAAGAUUAAUUUAAAGCAAGCAUGAUUGUACAGCUGCAAAAAUAAUUACACAAAGCUCGGACUAUUGAUUAUCAUACAAAAUGGAACAACACAUGUUGCCUUGCAUUUGUGUUAUACUACACCAAUGAAUACAUAUACUACAGUUAUAUUUGAUUAUGUCUGGAUAUAUUUCAAAUAGUAUAUAAUGUCUUGAUGUGUUUUUCUGUAAUAAAUAAAUGGUUAACAAUUUAUAUCACUUUAGUUUGCACAUGAAGUACUAUAAAGCUGGACUAAUGAAAAAUAAUUACUUCUGUGAUGUUUCUUAAUUUUUUAAAGAUGAAAUGUGCUAUUGAUUUUUUUUAAAGCAAGCAAUUUGUAUUGUUCAGUCAGGUUUUGCCUUUGUUAACUAAAGAAAAUGAGGAUCUACGAUGCUGUUAAUUGAAAAUUAAUUUUGGGAAGCUGAGUUAAAGACCAGAGGUUUGACCUUAAUUUUUUACUCGCUUGUUAUGAAGACCAGUGAGAUUUAACACCUUCCAUUAUACGAUAAUGGCAGUGCUGUUUUCUUGGAUUCAGUGGUAAUGUAUACAUGACAGUAUAAUACACCAUAAAAAAAAUCUGUCAACAAGGCUCUCUUGGUUUAAACAAAUAACCUUCAUAAGUGUCAUUAGUGAAGUAUCCUAUUUUAUAUUGUGUGUGUGCUUAUGCACUUGCAUAACUUAAUGUAUCUUUUACAUGAAUACAAGAGCAUUCAUUAUGAACAACUUUUAUCGCUUGGUUAUAGGUCACCUAGCCUGGUUCGUAACAAAAAACAAUGGUUUAAAUGUGAUGCAUUGACCAAAGUGGUAGAAAUUAGAGGAUCACACACAUACUUUUUGAUAAUGCAAAGGAUAGUUAGAGCGUUGUUUUGCUCUGCUAAGGAUCCUCAUUUGAAAUAUACAUUUCCAGUGCUAACGUUUCAUAAUAAGAUGACAAAAAUAAAAAUAUUACAGCAGCAAUAGAUAGCUCUGAAUUGUUUGUCUCUGUUUAA